CCCGCCGUCCGGCCGCGGCACCAUGAAGGUGGAAGCGGGGGACAACUCCAUGAUCAACCUGUCGGUGCAGCAAGUGCUGAGCCUGUGGGCUCACGGCACCGUCCUGCGCAGCCUCACGGAGAUGUGGUACUGGGUUUUCCUCUGGGCUCUCUUCUCCUCUCUCUUUGUCCAUGGUGCUGUGGGAGUAUUAAUGUUUGUGAUGCUGCAGAGGCAUAGGCAGGGGAGGCUGAUCUCUGUCAUUGUGGUCAGCAUUGGAUUUCUGGGUUCUAUAACUGGAGCAAUGAUAACCAGUGCUGCAGUAGCUGGAAUUUACAGAGUAGCAGGAAAGAAUAUGGCUCCCCUAGAAGCUCUUGUCUUUGGCGUUGGACAGACAGUACUGACAUUAAUUAUCUCAUUUUCAAGAAUUCUUGCAACGCUUUGAAACUCACGUAGAAAGAGGGGAGAAGAACAUCUUUAAUUUGAAGAGAAGCUUCCUGAAAGUGGAUUCAUCAGCUUAUGAACUCGAAUUCUAGUGCAAGAGGAAGGAAGCUAUGUGGAAAGUGCGCUACAAAUCUCGAGGCUCAGUCAAAUGAACAGGCUGUCCUCUAGUGUUGGAACUGCUGCACUCCUGCCUUAACGUGCCUCUGGAGCACCUCGAGCAGCUGCCAGGCAUGUCCAUGCUUGGUGAUGGGCUCACUGCCCUUAACUCCUUGGAAUGAAACAGAGGGGCCCUCCUGAAAGUUGCUCCGUGUGCCAAACUUGGGGUGUAAUUCUGAGCGGGUGGCUGGGUAAGCUCUGGAAUGUAGAAGAAUUCUGUCAAUGUGCACAAUUCUCCUUGAGUUCAGGUGAAAUAGCAAGAUAACUCACUUUUGUGUAUUAGAAGAAUCUCUCUGAAUGCUGAAUAGUCUCGUUCAGCAUUCAAAACAACUGUUAGAUCUGUUUCAAAAUGUAGAUUAAUUUUGGUGGGGUUUGAGAACCAGGGCUUUAACAACCCUGAUACAAUUAGCACUAUGUGAAGAAUGGCUUGUGGCAGUUUUCUUCUUUGGCACAUUUCUCAGUGAUUUUAGCCUGUCAGAAAUCAGGAGUUUAAGGAGAUUGUAUGAAGGUUACGAAGUACAACCUAUUGUGUAUGCACAAACAAAUAUUAAACUGAUGCUUUCCUCUAAAUUACUUUAUCUUAAAUAUACAGAGGGUUACCAGCCCUUCUGCAAACCUCAGAAAAAGGGCACUCAUUGCAAAUAAACACCCUAUAUUUAAUUAAGCACUGGUAGGAUCCUUAUCCCUACAUGUAUUCUGUAAGGAGCACACAGAUAUAACAAACUCUGAGACUACACCUAUGAGGAAAAUGGAGAGGGGUAACAAUAUGAUAUGUUGGUUUUCUAUUAAAUAAAAAUAUUAAGUGUAAUAAAACAGUUACCUUACUCCAAAAAUUUUUAAGUGGGUCAGCACUAAUGUAUUUACUACCUUGUUUCUGAACACUUUGUAUAUUUGGAAAGAUUAAGAUGCCUGGAACUUUCAAACACUUAGCUUUCUGUAGUUUGUGGUUUUCUAGUUUAAAAGGGACUGAGUGGUAUUGUGCAUGUGAAAUGUCAUAAAUGUGAGUGUUUGGAGUAAAGAGAAAUUUUAAGUCUAAUGACUAAUUAUUUAUGAAAUACAAAAUAUAAAGGGCAUAAAGUUCUGUGAAGAAUAAGAAAUCUUUUACAUCUUUUCUCAACUAAAUGCUUUUCAGCAGUUGUCUCUUAAUGAUGAUGGGGAGUAAAUCACUCAGAGGUUUUGCUGUUACAAUGUCAAAAAAAUUUUCAAGACUGUUGCAAACACUGGCAUCCACUGCACACCUAAAAUAAUAUAACUUGCAAUCCAGUCAUUGCUUAGUACUUCAAAAUAUAAUGAAUUAACCUGUCCACAUACAUUUCUUUAAAGUACUACAAAUGUUAAUAUUUAUUUUCUUUAAAAGCAUCAAAGUCUUGUUUGGAAAACAUACAAAGUUAUGGGCUUUGCAGGGAGCAAGUUGAAAUAUAGGUUUAUAAACAUUUUCAGUGUUAUUUUUACUUUUAAUUGCUUAAAAAUGUGGCUGAAUACAUGUGCUCUCACUGUUUUUGAAUGUCUUAAAAAUCUUCUUGGUGGCUGAUAUUUUUUGUCUUUUGUCUUUUACUUUCUGCUUAAUCUUUUGGGCACACAACCAUUGCACUUUAGUAGACAAUAAAAUUAUGACAUCUGUAAAAAGCAAUUGAAACUUCUCCCCAUUGUCUUAAAUUCUGAAAAAAACUGGUUUCAGGUAUUUAAGUCAAAUUGAAUAAUAAAGUAAUUGAAGAUAUUUCUCCUAAUAUGUGCCUUGUUCAUGUAUGUUUAGGGGAGAAGAUUUUGAAAAAAAAUGUCACAUCUUCAUUCUUGUUCUAUUUUGAUUAUUUCUAAUUCAUUUGGUUACUUGAUACAGUGUCUUGUUCAACAGACUUUAAAACAUUUUAUUUUACAACCUGGAAAUGUUUGUUUGGAUCAAAACAAACCACAUAAUGAAGCAGUGUGUUCAGUAAUUUAGAUUAUCUCAUGCCUUUAUCUCAUACUGAAAUUUAUUCACAGGUUCCUAAUUUCCUUGAACAUCUCAAUUCUCACUUGUUAUAGGAGGUUGUUAUGUUGCCACUGGUCAAUGGCUUGCUGUCUUUCACUAAGUUAAACUACAGCAGACUGCUGGUAACUGAUGAGACACAUAUGCUUGUAUUGAUGAACUUCAUUCUUCAUUUUAAUUACGUGCCAGUGAAAUUGUUGCCAUUGUAACUUUCCCCCUGGGAUAAGGAGACACCUUUGCAGGUUUUAAGCUACCUUUCUCCAAAUAAUUUUUAUUGCAUAGGUUGUAGUAUUCACUUUUGAAAUGUUGUGUGCUUAGUUGUCUCUGCAUUUUAUGGCAUUAUUGCCUGGCAACAAGGGACAGGCAGAUAAUAAAAUGUUUAAGUGACCUAACAGGAACAAGGCUUUAUUUGACAGAAGUUUGUUUUCAGCUGUUUCUUGUGAGGAGUUCUUAAUGAUAAAAAGUUUGCCUGUGAAGUAUUCUUUGAUCACAGCAUGAACAUACUGCUUAAUUACUCCAGCAGUGAAAGAAAGUGUAAGUGACCUUAUGUCUGCAAAACUUGGAACUUUCAUUCCAUAUCCCUAGAAACAGCACUGUUAAGUAUAAGGUGCUUUAGUCAGUGUGUGUAUAUAUAUUUAUAUAUAUAUAUAUAUAUAUGAAUGAAUGGUGUCUUUGUAGAGUGUUUUAUAACACACGCUAACAACUGAAAUAGGUUUUCCAAGAAAAAUAAAAGUACUUUAGAUAGCUUCCCCUCCCCCUGCCCCUCUUAAUUAAGCUACAAAGACAUCUUGUGUGUGAAUGGCACUGAUGGUACCCUGGUUCCCCUUGGACAAUACAGUGUUGUCCCCACAGGAUGUUUCAGUACUGUCUUCAAUCAGCUCUGCCUGUCUCUGCAUUGUAUCACUGGGCACAUUCUGCACUAUGCACAAAUAAUACCUAGACACAGAUUAAUAUUUGAAAGAAUGGGGAGUACUGAAGAUAUUUAAUGUAGAAAAGCUAAUGAUUUUUAGAAGCUGCUGCUAUCAAAGAUUUGAACAUCCCACACACUUUCAAUUAAUCAGUAUGAUCAUAGAAUUAUAGAAUUCCAGGUUGGGGGGACCUCAGUGAUGGUCUGAUCCAACCUUUCCUGUCAAUAACAUGGUCUAGACAAGGUAGCCCAGCACCCUGACCAGCCAAGUCUUUAAAGUGUCCAGUGCUGGGGUGUCCAACACUUCCCUGUGGAUUUUGUUCCAAUGGCAUUAUUCCAGUGUCCAGUUGGAUAUUGCAAAGUAAUUUGUCCACAUGACCAUGUGACUGUAUGUAUAAAGGGACUCUCUUCUUUGUAGCCACCCUUUGAAAACCAGAAUAUGGUGAUAAAGGCUCUCUUAAGCCUUCUUUUUUGCAGGCUGCAUCAACCCAGUUCUCUGCCUUUCCUCAUAUGUCAGGCUUCCCAGACCUUUGAUUAUCCCUGUGGCCUUUCUCUGGACCCUCUUCAGCCUGUCCAUGGUUUUGUGGGGUUUUUGCAUAUCAGGGACCAAAGCUGAACACAGAGAACCCAGUAUUGCAGGUGUGGCCUGACAAGUGCUGAGCGAGAUAAUGGUGAUUUUAUCUCUGCUGGUGAUGCCCUUGUUGAUGCAGUCCAUGUCAAUGAUCAUGUUGACUUUUUUUGCCAUAGCAGCACACUGCUCACUCACAUGGAGCUGCUUGUUCAGCAGGACCCCUAGAUCCCUUUCCACAGAGCUGCUCCUCAGACAGGUCCAUCCCAGCCUGUGCUGCACUCCUGGAUUAUAUUUUGCCCCUUGCAAGAUCUUACUCUUGUCCUUGUUGAAUUUCUUAAGGUUCUUUGUACAUCUUAUCAAUGUCAUUUUCAAUGUAAGUUCUCAAUGUGUAUUUUUCUGCUUUUCCAUCUCUGGUGCACUUCUCUUCUGGCUUUGAGCAGAUUCAGAGAUUCACAGUUAAGACAAGGAGGUCUCUUGCUCUGCCUUUUUCCUGACCUUAAAAGUGAUGAACUGGUUUAGUGUUUCCAGGAGACUGUUGGUAAAAAACUCCUAGCACUCACUGGCUUCUUUAUCCUCCAUGACAUCCCUUCCCAUGGGCUCUGAGCAUAGUGAAGUUUGCUCUUCUAAACCUGAAAUGUUUAACACUGACCUUCAGCAUGCUCAGCAGCAUCCCUCUACUGUGAUCAUGGCAGCUGGGGCUAUCACUGAUUGGGAUUUUGUAAAGCAGGUUUCCUUGGCUUGUGAGUAGCAAGUCCAGCAGUGCCUCACCCUUGAUUGGCACAUCUAACCAUCUCUAUUCCAAAUAUGACCUCUACAUACUCCAGGAACUUGAUGGAUAACACGUGGGCUGCUGCAUUGUUUUUCUACAAGUGUCCAGGCAGCCAAAAUCACCCAUAGAACCAGCUUCUGUUGACCCAAAGCUUUCUUAAGUGACCUAAGUAUUGUUUAAUUGAUGUUAUUUUCUUGGUUUGGAGGUCAGUAGCAGAUGCCUACUUGGAGAUUCCCCUUGGAGAUGACCUCUCUGACCUUGACUCAGGCAUUCAAUAGAGCUUCCACAAUCCCUGUGCAUUGGUGCACAUAUACUGGAGGUGGUUGCUCCUCUGGUUCUCAUCUUGGGAAACAGCUAAGGAACAUUUGGCACUGCUCUGGUUGGCCUAACUUAUUCCCCAGAUGAAACAAAUUGUUUUGAUUCAAAACCUGCAGCUAUGUUUCAGGAAAAUAGGCUUCCAAAUAAUUAUUGUCUUUAAUUUUUGGGUGAUUUUCAGUUUAUGAAACUGAGCUGUGUGCUGUGGCUAGCCAUGAUUUGCUGUUGAUGUUUUU
Messenger RNA from Oenanthe melanoleuca, 5340 nucleotides. RefSeq names its product transmembrane protein 170B (gene TMEM170B). Gene Ontology annotation, biological process: negative regulation of canonical Wnt signaling pathway. The coding region runs from base 23 to 421 and encodes 132 amino acids. Gene Ontology annotation, cellular component: plasma membrane. NCBI's taxonomy places the organism in Eukaryota, Metazoa, Chordata, Aves, Passeriformes, Muscicapidae. The transcript is spliced from 3 exons. The record is from RefSeq and is a predicted model, not a curated record.